This is a messenger RNA of Topomyia yanbarensis, 2510 nucleotides long. RefSeq names its product UDP-N-acetylhexosamine pyrophosphorylase (gene mmy). The record is from RefSeq and is a predicted model, not a curated record. The transcript has a single exon. Gene Ontology annotation, molecular function: UDP-N-acetylglucosamine diphosphorylase activity. NCBI's taxonomy places the organism in Eukaryota, Metazoa, Arthropoda, Insecta, Diptera, Culicidae. The coding region runs from base 497 to 1936 and encodes 479 amino acids. Gene Ontology annotation, biological process: UDP-N-acetylglucosamine biosynthetic process.
UGGAUAAUCCGGUGGCAAAGCUGAACACAAUUUUUCCUACCCAUACUACCCAGCGUUCAAAUCUAACACAUGCUCAAAAAGGUAACUUGAACCUUAAGCAAAAAACUUCAUUGAAAAUUACCAGCUCUACGCAGGAUAUUUUUUAACUCUAUCUUUUUUUCUAAACUUUUUAAGGUGGCGCCAGGGUAAAUAGGCAGCUCUCUAUUGCGCCUCACCGACUGUAAACAUGUAUGUUCAUUUUUAGCAUAUAUACACACCGUUCAUUUCAGCAUAAAUAUUCACUAGAUUAUUUUUUAAUGCAAACGCCGAUAAGAGAGAGAACCCUGUCCGUGCGAGUGUUGUUUUUGUGCAACGUAUACAAAAUCGAGCCAUUGAAUGUUUUUGAUAUUCCUCGUCAGUCUUUACUUUCACUUCCUACUAGAUGGAAGUAUAGUGGAUUGUAGUCUAGCAGAUCGUUUAGUUGUGAUUAACAAAAACUGCUUUACAGCCGGCAACAAUGACUAACUUAGAAUUUCUGAAGGAUAGACUAGCUAAAAGCGGCCAGGAGCAUUUACUGAAAUAUUGGGACGAGCUCAAUGAUUGUGAAAGGCGACUUUUGAUCGAAGAUAUAGAGGAACUGAAUUUAGAUGAAGUGAAUGAAUUUUUCAAACGUGCCACAUCGUCACUUGAGGAGGGUAGUGCGAAACUGGAUGAUAAAAUGAAACCAGUGUGUGAGGACAAAUUCCUGUCCACUUCCAGGGAGAGCAUCACACAACUGAAUCGAUAUAGCGAUGAAGGAUUACAGCAAAUUUCUUUGGGGAAAGUCGGUGUCCUUUUAAUGGCAGGUGGCCAGGGUACACGGUUGGGAUUUUCUCACCCAAAAGGAAUGUUUAAUAUAGGGCUACCUUCGAAUAAAUCUUUGUUUCGCGUGCAAGCUGAAAGAAUCUUGAAAUUGCAACGAUUAUCUAGCGAGUUGACAGGUAGAAGUGGGCGUAUCACCUGGUACAUUAUGACCAGCGAACAAACUAUGGAUCCUACCAGGAAGUACUUCGAGCAGAAUAACUACUUCGGACUCGAUGCAGAAGAUGUGCUUAUGUUUGAACAAGGUAGCCUGCCAUGCUAUGAUUUAAAUGGCAGAAUCUUGCUGGAUCAGAAACAUCGUAUUGCGAAAGCUCCUGAUGGCAAUGGAGGCUUGUACCGAGCACUACGAGAUCGUGGUAUUCUAGAUAAUAUGAAUAGGCGUGGAGUGCUCUACCUGCAUGCUCAUAGCGUUGAUAAUAUUUUGAUAAAAGUUGCUGAUCCCGUCUUUAUUGGGUAUUGUGUCAGCCAAAAAGCGGAUUGUGCCGCGAAAGUUGUAGAAAAAUCUCAUCCAAACGAAGCAGUUGGAGUUGUCUGUCAAGUUGAUGGGAAAUAUCAAGUUGUAGAGUACAGUGAAAUUACACAGAAAACAGCCGAGCUUCAACAACCUGACGGGCGGUUGAUUUUCAACGCGGGCAACAUUUGCAAUCACUUUUUUACAGCUGACUUCUUGCGCAGAAUCGGUACAACGUUCGAAAGAGAGCUAAAAUUGCACGUUGCUAAGAAAAAGAUUCCGUUUGUGAAUGCUGCUGGAAUCCGCUGUACACCUGAUCAACCGAAUGGUAUAAAGAUUGAAAAGUUCGUAUUUGAUGUCUUCGAAUUCGCAGAGCAUUUCGUCACCGUCGAAGUACCAAGAGAUGAAGAAUUCAGUGCUCUGAAGAAUGCGGACACUGCUGGAAAGGACUGCGCAUCUACUGCACGAACAGACAUUUAUAGGUUACAUAAAAAAUACAUUGAAGCUGCUGGCGGCUCUGUGAAUGGGCUAGAGUGUGAAAUUUCGCCACUGGUAUCUUACGCAGGCGAAGGACUCCAGAUUUUGGUGGAUGGCAAACACUUUGUUAGUCCAGUUCAUUUGAUGGCGGAAGAAGAAAUUUCCUAAAGUUGAAAAGGAUGCUACAGCUACGUGCAGAUCACACGUAUUAUGGAAUAGUACUAACAUAUAACUUCCAAUAUUUGUUCAUACUAAUGACCUUUUUCGAAUAUAAGAAAUAAAAUCUAUGCACAGGAAUUCCUUACAGCUAUAAACCAGACAAGCUCACAAUAACAAAAUCUCAUAAUGCAGCGCGACUGAAAACUAGUUAGCAUGGGCUUCAAAAACCCACCCCCGUUGACCUUGAACACAAAAGCGGGUUCUUAGCAGUGUCGCUUUGUAAGGAAACAAGUUCAAUUUAACAAACUUUGUCUUUCUGGAGAUCUGUAUCGUGAAAAUAAUGAUUAGCAAAAGUAAAAUAUUUCAGUUACGUAUGUUACCUCCAAGGCUACUUUUUUACAAUAAACGACCGUACUAAACACUAGUUAGACGCAUUCACCCUUAUUCUUGUUUACGACGAAUGCGAGAUUCGUUCGAAAGUGAUUCGAACGAAUAGUAAGCCCAUUUGAUUUUGCUGUCGUAAACGGGAAUACAAACCACUUUCGAACGAAUCUCACAUUCGUCGUAAACAAGAAUAAGGGUG